AUAGAGAGCGCCACUGCCAUCCCUGCAGAGAGUCCGGGAAGAAGGGAACCAUGCAGCACCCAUAUAAGCAGGACGCCUACUCCCAAAUGCCCGGCACCUACCAACAACCCAGCUCUUUGGGAGAGGGGAACAGUCGCCCCCCGGUGACGGCGGUGCCUCAGGAGAGGGUUAGAGAUUACCUGGGGGUCUCUAUAGCGAAUCUGGUGUGCUGCUGCCUACCCCUGGGGCUGGCUGCUCUGCUCUACUCCAUACAGACAAGAGACGCCCUCGCCCGGCGUGACACGGACUCCGCCGCGCGCUAUUCGCAAACGGCCUUCCGACUGAACAUCGCCGCCUUCGUAUUCGGGAUUGUGAUUCUCAUCUGCUGCAUAGUCUAUGUGGUCUGCUUCCCAAACAAUUCCAUUCAUGAUUAUUCCAAAUGAGCCGGCGCAUCCCAGCAUCCUCCACUGGGAAACCAGGGAUGUGAUAGGCCACACCCCCAUUUAAUCCAUUUCUUGAUUCAAUAUCUCUAAGCUCCGCCCCUUUCGGGAGAGAAAAUCUGGACUGAUCCAACUGGUACAUUUAUCGGGUGAAAUCAACAGUUACUAAAAUACACGUCUUUGUUUUUAAUUACAAAAAAAAAUAAUUUUUGCGUACAAAUGAGCUUUGUCCCUAAAAUGUUGCAAUAAAAUUACCCAAAAAA
Xenopus tropicalis (tropical clawed frog) is the source of this 682-nucleotide messenger RNA. RefSeq names its product dispanin subfamily A member 2b-like. The record is from RefSeq and is a predicted model, not a curated record. Gene Ontology annotation, cellular component: membrane. The transcript has 2 exons. NCBI's taxonomy places the organism in Eukaryota, Metazoa, Chordata, Amphibia, Anura, Pipidae. Bases 51 to 422 code for a protein of 123 amino acids.